CUCAGUGGUGAGUGAGCGAGUGAGGGUAGCAGCAUGGACUCCGACGAGUACUCCGAUGCGUGGAUUUUACCACUCGCCAGGGAUCGAUAUCCUAUAACUGCAGAGCCGUCACAAGAAGAGAAAAACAGAGCAAUUAUAUCGGAUGGGCUCAAUCUGCUCCUCUACAUGGGCAUCCUAGCGGUCUUCAUUGGCAUAGCGAUGUACUUGGACCACAAAAAGAGAACAAGAGUUUACGCCAUCGAUGACCCGCAGGACCCGUCCAACAAAGGCAUCCCGUGGCAUCUGUAUGACCCGAACUUCAGGUUUGAUCCCAACGAGAGGAAUGCCAUACUCCGGUACUCCAUGAGACCCGGACUUGGUACGUCGAGCCGACCACCAACGCUCCCAAGCCUGAAAAAAAAACAACUCACUUUGUCACGAUUCCCGAGGAAGAGGAAAACGGAACAAGAGCCUGUGAAAUGUUAGCCAGAAACGCCCCCAACAAUAUUACACCGAAAAGCCUUCUGUGAUAACCUUUUUUAUGUAUGUUUUGUUUCGUCUCAAAAAGUUUAGUAUGUGUAAUUAAAAAUCAAUAGCACUUCACUGGUUUUUCCCAAGUAAUUAUAAUUUUCCAUCAUACCGUAGAAAAUGCCAGGGCUGGCGUAUAAUGACUCCAUCUUGAUUUGAGCCUCUUAAGAGCAAUGUUAAACUUAAAAACCCUCCCAAGACCUAAUUUUUAGUCCUAGAAUUGUGAGAAAUGUCUCAUUUUAAAAAUGUCACUAAUACACAUCCAAACAUUUUUGUAUUUCAUUAUUUAAAUAUUACAAAAAUAUGUAAACUAUAAAAGGUUUGGAUGCAUAUAAACUAAUCUUUAAAAUGAGACAUAUCCCAUAAUCCUAUAAAAUUGUUUCGGUUUAACAUUGUUUUUAUGAGGUAAAACUUAAGGUAAUUUCAUUACAGCCGGCUCUUCAAGUUUGUUUAGUGUUAUACUAUAGUUAAGUUAUAUAAUAACACACAGUAUUAUAACAAAUCUGUAAUAAUUUGGAACGAAAUUCAGACGUAAGCUGUUUAGUUUUAAUACUAUAUAAACUGAAUAGAAGUUCUAGGGGAAAUUAAUUAAUAAUGUUUGAUAGUAGUAUAAAAUUUUAACUUGUUUAUUGUGGUGUUAGAAAAAUAUAAAUAUUACGUGAAUUCAGAAAAUAAAACCGUACACAUUAUCUUAAUAAAAUGUUUUGUUAACAAAUUUGUUAUUGCUAGAUUAUAAUUAGCUUGUAUACAACAAAUCAGUGAUAAAUUAUUCAACAAAGGCAUGUUUUGAGAAACAAUACUUUUGGUUAAAAUUACAGAUUUUCAGCAAUUACAAGUAUUUAUUGUGUAAAAGUUUUUAU
This is a messenger RNA of Homalodisca vitripennis (glassy-winged sharpshooter), 1367 nucleotides long. RefSeq lists its product as uncharacterized. The coding region runs from base 34 to 465 and encodes 143 amino acids. The record is from RefSeq and is a predicted model, not a curated record. The transcript has 3 exons. NCBI's taxonomy places the organism in Eukaryota, Metazoa, Arthropoda, Insecta, Hemiptera, Cicadellidae.